AUGGUCUUUAUCUUGGAGAUUAGGGUGCAGCCCAUGUAAUUGUGAUCUAAAACAUGAGGAUCAAGAGUUGUUGGUGACCAACAAGAUAACUGCCAAACAUAUUCCUAAUCAUUGGGAAUCCAUCGGCAUUGAAUAUUUGUCAUAUUAUUGGUUAGAAAAUGAAACCCAAUUUGCAUUUGACCAUCCCCGUUGUUUUGCCUUCAUUAAUGAUGCCAUUGAAGCAGGAGAAGCUGUUUUAGUUCAUUCUAUUAGAGCAUUCAAUUGCUCAAUUUUUGUGGUUGUUGUAUAUUUAAUGCACAAGUAUAUGCUCCAAGUUUUACUUGAAGAUUAAAAUGGACAUUAUAAAAGACUUUACAAUAUAUACAUAAUCUAAAAAAACGGUUUUGAAAUUAAAUCUAAUGUUUUUCAAUAAUUACUCCAAUAUGAAAGAUGGUUUCGUGUCUUCAAACUUAGUUAAAAUUGGGAUAUUGCUACUAAUUAAGAUGAAAUAUUAGCUAGAAACACAUAUACUUACGUGUUUAUUAAAUUAAUUUAAUAAUUAUUGGAUUAUAUAAAAAAAUUAAAAUAAAUUCUUUAAUAUAUUGUUGUAUCUAAAUAGUUAAAAAACAUUUUCAAAUGAUAUAAAGAGAAAAAAAAAAUUAGUCCUAAAUAAGUUUAAUGGAAACAAAAUAUAGUUUCUCAAAUUAUUCCCCCUUAUCAUUAAAUGUAAAUAUUUAUUAAUUAUUAUAUAUUAGUGAAUUUAAAAAGUUCAUUACACCAAAACCUAUAAUAAAAUAUUCAAACAUGCCCAUCAAAUUGAAGGUUUAUUCUUUUGAUAAUAAUUAUAUGAAAAAAAACAAUACUUUAAACUAAAUUGUUGAUGAAUAAUUAUCAAGAAAAUUAAAUUAAAUAAGUGUAAAAUCAGAUCGAUAAUCAAUAAAACCAUUAGCUAGACCAGCUACAGCACCUUCAAACAGAUUACUCAAAGGCAAAGUAUAAACUUCAUCUCUUAGACUAUUAGUUAAAUAAUAUUGA
Molecule: messenger RNA, 1014 nt
Organism: Paramecium sonneborni
Lineage: Eukaryota; Ciliophora; Oligohymenophorea; Peniculida; Parameciidae
Source: the annotation of a GenBank genome assembly